Magnolia sinica is the source of this 2757-nucleotide messenger RNA. Its product is annotated as disease resistance protein RPM1-like. Gene Ontology annotation, molecular function: ADP binding. Gene Ontology annotation, biological process: defense response to other organism. The record is from RefSeq and is a predicted model, not a curated record. The transcript is spliced from 2 exons. The coding region runs from base 1 to 2757 and encodes 918 amino acids. Lineage: Eukaryota; Viridiplantae; Streptophyta; Magnoliopsida; Magnoliales; Magnoliaceae.
AUGGCUGAUCCUGUUGUUUCCUUCUUUCUACAGAAACUAGACGAGCAAAUCACACAAGAAGUGCAGCUCCUCUCUGGAGUUGAAGACAACGUAGCAUGGAUCAAAGCCGAGCUGGAGUCCAUGAAAGCUUUCCUCAAAGACGCCGACAGACGAAGAGAGAGGGAUGAUGGCGUGGAGGCCUGGGUCAAGCAGGUUAGACGAUUAGUCUUCAACGCCGAAGAUGCCAUUGAUGAAUUCAUGAUCCAGACGGAAACACACCGCCGUCUUGGUAACAGAGUCAUGGGCUGUCUUCUUUUAACUGCUUCCUUUCGAAAGCUUCUGAUAGCCCGACAUCACUUCAGUAUGAAGAUGCAAACUAUUAGAAGGGAUGUGAAAGAGAUCCAUGAUAGGAGGGAUCGAUACGAUAUUCGAAAUCUACCACAUGAAGGGACGAGUUCAAAUGCUGCAGAAGGCAGGCCUAGCAGUCAAGUAAUUGCUGCCCAUUGGGUUGAAGAAGCAGACAUCGUGGGACUCGAGAACGACGCCAUGAAACUAGAGCAAUUGUUGCUGAAAGAUGAGGAGACACAACAGCCUACUGUCAUUUCAAUCGUGGGUAUGGGCGGUCUGGGGAAGACGACUCUCGCAAAGAAAGUCUACAGAACUACAAAGACAAGUUUUGAAUGUCAUGCAUGGAUUAACGUUUCUCAAUCAUUCCAAAUAAACGAUAUCUUGAAAGGAAUGUUGAAGGGGUUUUACGAGAGCAGGACGGAGAUAGCUCCAAAUAGUGCAGAGUCAUCAAAUUUCAUAGAUCUACUAACGAUGAUCCACAUAUACUUGCGAGGAAAAAGGUACGCUCUUUUCCUCGACGAUAUUUGGGAUAUUAGUGUUUGGGAAGAUGUGAAACUUGCUUUGCCUAAUAAGGGUAGAGGUAAGGUCAUCUUCACAACUCGCCAUCAAAAUGUAGCUUCUUCUGUACAAGAGAGUGGAGCCAUUAGUCACAAACUAGAGCCAUUAUCUUGGGUUUUAGCUUGGGACCUGUUUUGUAGAAAGGCAUUUAGGAAUAAAUGCAUUCAAGGUACUUUCCCACAACACUUGAUACCAACAGCAGAAGCCUUAGUAGGAAGAUGUGAAGGUUUGCCGCUUGCGAUUGUAACAAUUGGUGGCCUUAUGUCAAACAAAAGCACUCUUCCAUCUGAAUGGGAUGAUGUAGUUGAAAAUCUUGAUUGGGAAUUGAGUCAUAAUCAAGCUCUUUCAAGACUAUAUCAAGUCCUGCUAACAAGUUACUACUAUUUACCUCCUCAUCUCAAAUACUGUUUCUUAUAUUGUGCUCUGUUUCCUGAGGGUCACAAAAUUAAGAGAAAGAAGCUUAUUCGUAUGUGGGUGGCUGAAGGCUUCGUAGAAGAACAUCCACGCAAGACGCUUGAAGAUGUCUCGACUGAUUACUUUGUUCAGCUCUUGGACAGAAACCUGAUACAGCCUCUCAUUAGUCAGUCUACAGGAGAAUUGAUAGCAUGUCAGGUGCAUGACCUUAUGCAUGACAUUGCUAUCCACAUGUUUAAGAAGGAAGAAUUUGCAGCAAUCCUAACAGACCGAAAAAAUAAUUUCAAAGAAUCGCAGCGGCGGGUGGCAAUCCAAAACACUGCAAUUGAUAUUCCAGGAAGCAUGUCUGAAUUGAAUCCUCGGUCACUCCUUGUAUUUAAUGACACAGAGUUUCCCUCUUCUUCUUUGUGUAGAAUGUUUUCAGAAUUUAAAUUAUUGAGAGUAUUAGAUCUAGAAGGCGCUAAAAUAAAUAUUUUUCCGAAUGAAGUGGGAAGCUUGAUUCACUUACGGUAUUUGAGCUUGAGGAAGACACAGAUUACCGAACUCCCGGAUUCAUUGCGAAGACUUCACAACCUACAGACUCUGGAUGUUAGAAAUUCCAAUUUGAAAGGUUUACCCACUGGAAUAGAGAUGCUUUUGAAAUUGAGGCAUCUUCUUUUAAGUGAAUUUGCAGGCACUUCCGAAUUCUAUAAAAUGCCUGCGCGAACAGCCAGUUUAAGCAACCUCCAAACGCUAUCAGGUGCAUCUGUCCAUGGAGGCUUUUCAAGUGAGUUGGGUCGCUUAACCCAACUUAAGAAAUUAGCAAUUGGAGAAGUAAAAGAGGAAGAUUGUAGACAACUAUGUGAUUCCAUUAGUCGGUUGAAAUGGUUGCGUUCCCUCAAAAUAACAAGCCUUGGCCAAGAUGAAGAACUCCACUUACAAGCAUUGUCGCAGCCUCCACAAUACCUUGAGAAACUAUAUUUGAGAUGUUUGAUGAAGGAGCUUCCCCAAUGGGUUGCUUCACUCAACUGUCUCCUGGAGAUCUCUCUUCUCAAUAACCAAUUUGUGAAAGAUCCACUCAUCACCCUUGGACAGUUACCCAAUCUUGUGUCCCUGAUUCUUAGUAAUGCUUAUGUGGGAAAGCAGAUUUGUUGCACGUCUGGAGGAUUUCCGAAGCUCAGAACCAUGGGAAUCACAGAUAUGGAAGAAUUGGAAGAGUGGAGUAGAAUAGAGGAAGGCACAAUGCAAUCCCUAGAGAAUCUCAGUAUUUACAGUUGUCCAAAGCUAAAGAUGCUCCCAGAUGGCCUUCAGCACCUCGCUACCAUCCAAGAACUAUUCUUAGGUAAGAUGCCGGAAGAAUUCAUGAAGAGGGUAAAGGGUGGUGGAGAUGACCAUUUCAAGGGGAACAAAGCCUCGUAUGAGUGUUCCACAAAGCAGAGAAAUCAGAAAAACAACUUCUCUGCUUCUGAUGAUGACUGA